Molecule: messenger RNA, 1691 nt
Organism: Quercus robur (English oak)
Lineage: Eukaryota; Viridiplantae; Streptophyta; Magnoliopsida; Fagales; Fagaceae
Product: isocitrate dehydrogenase [NAD] catalytic subunit 5, mitochondrial
Exons: 7
Coding region: 90-1178 (362 amino acids)
Biological process (GO): isocitrate metabolic process; tricarboxylic acid cycle
Cellular component (GO): mitochondrion
Molecular function (GO): isocitrate dehydrogenase (NAD+) activity; NAD binding; magnesium ion binding
Source: RefSeq, a predicted model, not a curated record
UAGUCUACUCUCUCCCUCGAACAUUUUGCGAAUAUCUCUCUCUCUCUCUCUCUCUCUCUCUCUCUCUGCGUGAAAUCAAAAUUUCGAUCAUGGCUUCCCAGCUCCUUCGUCGCGCCCUCGGAAGCCACUCAAACCCUAGCACAGCCUUCGUAGCCGCUAGGGCUUUCUCCUCCGCCACCACUAUCCGCGCCACUCUCUUCCCCGGCGACGGUAUCGGCCCCGAGAUCGCCGAGUCCGUCAAACAGGUAUUUAGAGAAGCUGAUGUUCCAAUUGAAUGGGAAGAACACUAUGUUGGGGACCAAAUAGAUCCUAGGACCCAAAGUUUCCUAACAUGGGAAAGUUUAGAAUCUGUACGGCGAAAUGGGGUUGGGUUGAAAGGACCAAUGGCCACACCAAUUGGAAAAGGUCAUCGUUCUUUGAACCUUACUCUGAGGAAAGAACUUAACUUGUAUGCCAAUGUUCGGCCUUGCUACAGCCUCCCUGGCUAUAAGACUCGGUAUGAUGAUGUAAAUCUUAUCACUAUUCGUGAAAACACGGAAGGGGAGUACAGUGGACUUGAGCAUCAAGUGGUCAGAGGAGUGGUUGAAAGCCUCAAGAUCAUUACUCGUCAGGCCAGUUUGAGGGUGGCUGAAUAUGCUUUCCACUAUGCCAAGACCCAUGGAAGAGAGAGAGUCUCUGCAAUACACAAAGCAAACAUUAUGCAGAAAACUGAUGGUCUUUUCCUAAAGUGCUGUCGUGAGGUUGCUGAGAAGUACCCUGAGAUAAAAUAUGAGGAAGUUGUCAUUGACAAUUGCUGUAUGAUGCUUGUGAAAAAUCCUGCACUUUUUGAUGUAUUGGUGAUGCCUAAUCUCUAUGGUGAUAUUAUCAGUGAUCUUUGUGCUGGGUUGAUUGGGGGAUUGGGCUUAACACCAAGCUGCAAUAUUGGUGAGGGAGGCAUUGCCCUUGCUGAAGCUGUACAUGGUUCAGCACCUGAUAUUGCUGGAAAGAAUUUGGCGAAUCCAACUGCUUUGCUGUUGAGUUCUGUAACAAUGCUGCGCCAUUUGGAGCUCCAUGACAAAGCCACUCGUAUCCAAGAUGCUAUUCUCAACACAAUUGCAGAGGGGAAGUACCGGACUGCUGACCUUGGUGGCUCUUCAUCCACAAGUGAUUUUACUAGGGCAAUUUGUGAUCAUCUUUGAAGAGUUUCAGUAUAGAAUUUGAAUUUUGCAUUGGAGUUGACUACAAUUUAUUUGUUGUGAUGUUCCCAACGGAGUCAUAUUCAGAACAUUUCUCUAGCUCUUUUCUAAGGGGAAUAAGACCACAUCAUCUUGAUGCUUCAAAGACGUCCAUUAUCGCACUAUACAGCUGUGGACAAGUUAUGGGGCAUCCAUGGAAAGUUGAAUAUGGCUUGAUUUUAUGUAUAAACCAGCGUACCUGCUGUCUCAGAUUUAACAUACAUACGACUCUGGUCACAGGGCUCUCUUUCGGACUCCUUUGUGCUUUUCUUCUGGUGGUUUGGUAUUCUUUGUCAAUGCAACUCGAAAUAAAAGCAUCAUGGUGUGGUGUUUUUCCUCCUGUCCUGAUUACCUGUUUGUGGACUUGGACAGGUUCCUUUUUGAUGUAUGGUGCACUCACACUUUCACGGUGACAUUAAGUUCAGUUAAUUUCUGUUACUAAUUAUAUAAGAUAUGUGGUACAGUGGUUUCACAUUA